Populus trichocarpa (black cottonwood) is the source of this 664-nucleotide messenger RNA. RefSeq lists its product as uncharacterized. The record is from RefSeq and is a predicted model, not a curated record. Gene Ontology annotation, biological process: microtubule-based process. Bases 170 to 511 code for a protein of 113 amino acids. Gene Ontology annotation, cellular component: dynein complex. Lineage: Eukaryota; Viridiplantae; Streptophyta; Magnoliopsida; Malpighiales; Salicaceae. The transcript is spliced from 2 exons. Gene Ontology annotation, molecular function: dynein light intermediate chain binding; dynein intermediate chain binding.
GAAAAAAAUAUCACCAUGCAGCUUCGAAGCUGGACCACAAGAUUAUUAGUCUGCAUUUCUAAGCAAGUCUGUUCUAUUUUUUAGUAGUAUAUAUGUUCAUAAAAAAGGCUUUUAAUAAGCAUCAACUAGUCCCGCUAGUAGCUACUUUAGGUUUUGGUCACUGGUUAAGAUGUUGGAGGGAAAAGCUGUACUGCGUGAGACAGACAUGCCAGAGCAGAUGCAGAGCCAUGCCAUGGAAUUGGCUUAUCAGGCUCUUGAUCUACAUGAGGUCUCUGAUUGUCAAUCCAUUGCUCAUUACAUCAAACAGAAAUUUGAUGAUGUUUAUGGACCAGCAUGGCACUGUGUGGUUGGAAAGGACUUCGGCUGUUGCAUUACACACUUGAGUGGAAGUUUCAUUUUCUUCCGGGUGGAGAUGAUGGAGUUUUUAAUCUUCAAAGAUGGCGGGGACUUCAGUGAAAGCAAGGAGGAAGCUAUUGGAGUGCUGCAGCAAUUCCAGAAAAGUGACACCUAGAUUCAUAUAGUUUCUUGCCAUGUCUUACAGAAAACCUCCAUCUGCUUCAAGAGGUUGAAAACUUCUAGAUAGGAACUUGGAAUAUGACAGGAAUGUUCAAUUUUGCAAGAACCAGAAAUCUAAAUUAUAGAGAACUCGCUCCUUUUUCUCUUA